Molecule: messenger RNA, 2215 nt
Organism: Echinops telfairi (small Madagascar hedgehog)
Lineage: Eukaryota; Metazoa; Chordata; Mammalia; Afrosoricida; Tenrecidae
Gene: TKFC
Product: triokinase and FMN cyclase
Exons: 19
Coding region: 269-1996 (575 amino acids)
Biological process (GO): glycerol catabolic process
Cellular component (GO): cytosol
Molecular function (GO): ATP binding; glycerone kinase activity
Source: RefSeq, a predicted model, not a curated record
UCCCUCGACACCCCUGCUUCAGAGUGGUUCCCCUUUUUGGAACCCGGAAGGGAAGGGAGGUGACUGGUGGGGAACCCAGACCAGACCUUGAAGGAUUCCUUACUUAGCAACGCUAGUGCCGCCAUCGCUGUUUAAAAUCUGACCCCAAACCUACAACCCAAAUUUGGUCCAGGUGCAGCUGCCACCUGCCUCGUGAGCACAGAGACAGGCAGCUCACUCCCACAGAACCACUUGUCCUUCAGCUCAGCACAAAAGUGUGAACGCCACCAUGACCUCCAAGAAGCUCAUGAACUCGGUGACAGGCUGUGCUGACGACGCGCUCGCAGGCCUGGUGGCCUGCAACCCCAACCUACAGCUCCUGCAGGGCCACCGGGUGGCCCUCCGGUCCGACCUAGACAGCCUCAAGGGCCAGGUGGCACUGCUGUCGGGUGGGGGCUCCGGCCACGAGCCCGCCCAUGCCGGUUUCAUAGGGAAAGGGAUGCUGACUGGGGUCAUCGCGGGCGCCGUGUUCACCUCCCCAGCUGUGGGCAGCAUUUUGGCAGCCAUCCGGGCAGUGGCCCAGGCAGGCACAGCGGGGACCCUCCUCAUCGUGAAGAACUACACGGGGGACCGGCUGAACUUCGGCCUGGCCCGGGAGCAGGCCCGAGCGGAGGGCCUCCCCGUGGAGAUGGUGGUCAUUGGGGACGACAGCGCCUUCACGGUUCUGAAGAAGGCAGGCAGGCGGGGACUGUGUGGCACCGUGCUCAUACACAAGGUGGCAGGCGCCCUGGCUGAGGCUGGUGUGGGGCUCGAGGAAAUCACCAGGCGGGUGAGCGAGGUCGCCAACGUCAUGGGCACCCUUGGGGUGAGCUUGUCCUCCUGCAGCGUUCCUGGCUCCAAGCCCACCUUCGAGCUCUCCACCGGUGAAGUGGAGCUGGGCCUGGGUAUCCACGGGGAAGCUGGCGUCCGGCGGAUCAAGAUGGCCACAGCUGACGAGGUCGUGAAGCUGAUGCUCGACCACAUGACCAACCCCUCCAACGCGUCCCACGUGCCUGUGCAAUCAGGCUCCUCGGUGGUGCUGGUGGUCAACAACCUGGGUGGCCUGUCCUUUCUGGAACUGGGUAUUGUUGCCGACGCUGCUGUACGCACCCUGGAGGCCCGCGGGGUGAAGAUUGCCCGCGCCCUGGUGGGCACUUUCAUGUCUGCACUGGAGAUGGCUGGUGUUUCCCUGACCCUCCUGCUGGCCGACGAGCCCCUCCUGAAACUGAUUGAUGCUGAAACCAGUGCCUCAGGCUGGACCAACACGGCAAAGGUCUCUGUGACUGGGCGCACUCGGAGCCGGGCUGCCCCCGCUGAGCCCCCGGAGAUCCCCGACUCCACUGCUGCCAGAGGGUCAACAUCAAAGCGGAUGGUGCCGGUGCUGGAGCGGGUGUGCAGCACGCUUCUGGGCCUGGAGGAGCACCUGAACGCCCUGGACCGGGCAGCCGGGGACGGCGACUGUGGCACCACCCACAGCCGCGCGGCCACAGCCAUCCAGGGUUGGUUGAAGGCGGGCCCGCCCCCCACCAGUCCCGCCCAGCUGCUCUCCCGGUUGUCCGUGCUGCUGUUGGAGAAGAUGGGUGGCUCCUCGGGGGCGCUCUAUGGCCUCUUCCUGACGGCAGCGGCCCAGCCACUCAGGACCAAGACUGAUCUCCCGGCCUGGUCUGCUGCCAUGGACGCCGGCCUGGAGGCCAUGCAGAGGUAUGGCAAGGCUGCCCCCGGGGACAGGACCAUGCUGGACUCGCUGUGGGCUGCAGGGCAGGAGCUACAGGCCUGGAAGAGCCCGGGGGCUGACCUGCUUCAGGUGCUGACCAAAGCUGUCAAGAGUGCCGAAGCUGCAGCUGAGGCCACCAAGCACAUGGAGGCAGGAGCCGGAAGAGCCAGCUACAUCAGCUCGGCACGGCUGGACCAGCCAGACCCGGGGGCGGUGGCAGCCGCCGCCAUCCUCCGCGCCAUCCUGGAGGUCCUGCAGAGCUAAGCCCUACCCAGCCCCUCUCUGCUGGCUGUGGUGGCCACCAUCCUUUCCCUCUGCCCUGGACCCUCACCCCGCCCCCGCCCCCUGCCCACAGCUCCAGAUCAAGACAAAGCUGAGGAGGUCUAUGUGCCUGCAGCACUGCCCUCCUGUUCCUUUCAUGGAGGAGCGGGGUGGGGACCCUGAGCCCCUGGCAAUGCAAGCAAUAAACCACAGUGGACAGCA